Vicia villosa (hairy vetch) is the source of this 2490-nucleotide messenger RNA. Its product is annotated as pentatricopeptide repeat-containing protein At2g27800, mitochondrial-like. Gene Ontology annotation, molecular function: protein binding. Bases 193 to 1473 code for a protein of 426 amino acids. The transcript has 3 exons. The record is from RefSeq and is a predicted model, not a curated record. Lineage: Eukaryota; Viridiplantae; Streptophyta; Magnoliopsida; Fabales; Fabaceae.
CUGUUCAGGACACAGGUUAUCAUUUUCAGAGGUAGACCGUAGACGCUGUAUUGUUUUCACUCUUCAAUCGCAGUAUCAAUCACCGGAAUCACACUAUCACGAUUCUCUUCAGUGUUGCCGGAAUCUCACCGACAAGGUUCUGAAUCGUGGCAGAGGAAGAAGAAUCGGUUUCAUUGAACACACUACACAAAAAUGUUAUCUUUUGGUAGAAAUUGCUUGAAAAUUUGUAGCCACUUCAAAAGAAAUAGCUCAAAUGAAAAUCUAUGUUUAGGGUUUUUUCCUGAGCUAUUUCUUCUCAAUGAUUCAAUUGGGAAAAAUUCAAACAAGAUAAUGCAUUAUCCCUUCCAAACCACUUAUAAUCAUGUUUUGUUUCCACUUAUUAGCUUUAAUUCUCAUUAUUAUUCAACUAGAGCUCCUUCAAGGUCUUACCGAAGAAGAGUUCGAAAUCGGUUUUUGAAAGCAAAUAAGCCUGUUUUAGACCAAGCACAGUUUCAGUUUGCACAGUCUCAGCUUCUCCCGAGGUUCACUCCUGAAGAAUUAUGCAAUGUUAUCGCUGGUCAACGCGAUCCGUUAGUUUGUUUAGAGCUUUUUCAUUGGGCGUCUCACCAGCCGAGGUUUCGGCAUGAUUUGUCGACGUUUCAUGUCACUAUAAAGAAGCUGGGUGAUGCGAAAAUGUAUCAGGAAAUGGAUGAUGUUGUGAACCAGUUGCUCGCGGUUCGUUCUAUUGGUUCGGAAUCGUUGUUUAAUAUGAUAAUUUAUUAUUUCACUGAGGCGCGGAAGUUGACGAAAGCUGUUAAUGUGUUUAAGCACAUGAAGAGUAGUAGGAACCCGAAUUUUAGCUUUAGGCCUUCGAUUAAAACGUAUAAUAUUCUAUUUGGUGCACUUUUGAGCAGAGGGUACAAUACUGAUAUAAACCUUGUGUAUAUGGAGACUAUGAGAUGUUUGUUCAGGCAAAUGGUGAACGAUAUGAUAGAACCUGAUAUUUUUUCGUUAAAUUCUAUGAUAAAAGGUUAUGUGCUUUCUCUUCAUGUUAACGAUGCGUUGAGGAUAUUUCAUCAGAUGGGCGUUGUUUAUGAUUGCGAACCCAAUUCUUUAACUUACGAUUACUUGAUUCAUGGGUUGUGUGCCAAAGGAAGAACAGAGAAUGCCAAGGAAUUGUAUCAUGAAAUGAAGACCAAAGGUUUCACCCCGAAUAGUAAAUCUUAUAAUUCGCUUGUCAGUUCUUUGGCACUCGUCGGAGAGAUCGAGGAUGCAGUAAAUUAUCUAUGGGAGAUGAUUGAAAAGCAGAGAUCAGUUGAUUUUAUUACAUACAGAACUGUACUGGAUGAAAUAUGUAGACGCGGAAAGGUUCAAGAGGCCAUGAGAUUUCUGGAGGAGUUGCAAGAAAAGGACCUCGUAGAUGGACAUACUUACAGGAAGCUUCUUUAUGUGCUUGAAGAUGAUUAUGGGAAUUCAGAAGACAGAAUUGAUUAAGGUCCAGCUUUAGUCUCACCUGGAAAUUCUUGGUAAACUCAGAUGUUGGAAUCCAAAGACAGGGCCCUUGGAUCUAGUAUGGGUCCGUUCUUUCAACUUCAUAGAUACUUUUUGCUUUCAAACCUGAGCAUAGGCGUGUGUAAGCUCGUUGUAAUGAACCUGGACGGUUAUGGUUUGCAGCAGAUCCAUCUUCCUAAAUUGCUGAAGAAGUUACUGUUUCUUGAUCAAUAUAGACAUAUGACCUUGCAAUAGGGUUUUGGUGGCAGCAUAACUCCGGAAUAAUGGUGAAACGGGGAUGUGUAAGAUGUCUCUGCCCUUCAUGGGAAAGGAUUCCAUGCAUUCUUUACUGUGCCAGAUUAGAUUGGCUAUGAACCGUGAUAUAAAUUAUUUAUAUAAUCCUUGAAAGUUGUUGUCUUCUUGGUCAGGAUAUGUAGCACUCUGUUGACACUUUACAUUGAAGACAUGUUUGGGGUCCAAAUUAUUACUAGUGUCAAUGAUCUGUUCGAUGUCUGUGUCAGUGUGAUUGCUUCUAGCCAGGAUGGAGAAUGGACUUGUAGUAAAGUAACAUGGGAAAGUGAAUGAAAUCAUAGGAGUGAACGAACCUACAUAGGGUAGAGUAUGUUGCCACAUACUCAGUAAAGUGACUAUAGAUUGAUUGAGAUUUAACAGAGUUGAUUAGGUGUAGUAACUGACACUUUGGUAAGGAAAACAAAAAUGUCUUAUGUACACUCAGGUUUCCCUACACACGUAACACAAGUUUAUUCACAUAAAAUUGUAGUUAAUACAGUUGAUGUAUUAUUAAUAUUUUUUUUGACAGCCAGUUGAUGUAUUAUUAAUUUAUAUUAUAAUGAAACUUGUGAAAUUUUAACUAAUCAUACAGUUGAAUUCACUAAAACUAGUUUGAAUUAAUCAUUUAUUCAAUUGAAUUAUCCACUUUUUAAAGCGUGAUUAAUUAUAUCAUUUAUGUAGUAAAAUAUGAAUGUCAGAAUAUUAUUAUGGCUAGUGCAAGCACAAAUG